ACUUGACUUGCGUUGAGCUGAGUAAUCGGCGCGAAGCGAGCUUUGUCAGCACCAGGAUAUUUUUGUUUGAAGGCUUACUUUGACCCUGUCCUCUUCUGCAACAAUGGCCUCUCUGAGUGGAAUUCAGGUUAAGGAGUUGGAUAAGCGUGCCUCGGGGCAAGCGUUUGAGGUCCUCCUCGGCAGUCCUGCUUCAGAUGCUAAGAGCGAGUUCCCCCUCUCCCCUGCAAAGAAAAAGGACCUUUCCUUAGAGGAGAUCCAGAGGAAACUUGAAGCCGCAGAGGAGAGACGCAAGUCUCAUGAAGCAGAGGUUCUGAGGCACUUGGCUGAGAAGCGAGAGCAUGAAAAGGAGGUGCUUCAGAAAGCUCUAGAAGAAAGCAACAACUUCAGCAAGAUGGCAGAAGAGAAACUCAACCAGAAAAUGGAGGCCAACAAAGAGAACCGCUCUGCAAUAAUGGCAGCAAUGACCGAGAAAUUCAAAGAAAAGGACAAGAAAUUGGAAGAAGUUCGAAAGAACAAGGAAACCAAAGAGGUCCCCUGUGAUGCAGAAAACUGAAAUUUACAAUAACUGGGGAUUCUGAUGGGGAUUUUAUACAUGACCAAAGAUUUAUUUUUCUUUAUCUAUUGAUGGCCUGUUUGUUUUUCUUUUUGGGUGAAGAAAUGAUAAUAAUUAGAUUAAAGUGACGUUCCAUCAUGGGUCUAUAUUCAGAAAACAAAAAUGCAGCUCUUGGUUUGUAUAACGCAGCGAUCAUAGGGUGUUCUUCACCCUAUAGGGACAUAUGUGAGUGAUCUGCUCAAGUCUUCACAUGUCUGUAACCAUAUGCACUUAUUGAGCUUCUGUUCCUGCUUUUCAUGAGGUUGAAUGCGCUUGAUUCAGUUUUUCUGCUGUGAGCACAACAUUUCUCUGCCUAGGACUGAAAAUGUGUAGAGGUCUUUACACAUGAAAUGCAAAAAUUGCAAUACACUUUAGUGUCUUGAUGGUGAACUUGUCAACUUUAAAACUGUAUUAAAAAUGAGAAAUAAAAAGUAAUUAAGCUAG
Xyrauchen texanus (razorback sucker) is the source of this 1036-nucleotide messenger RNA. RefSeq names its product stathmin-like. Bases 104 to 553 code for a protein of 149 amino acids. NCBI's taxonomy places the organism in Eukaryota, Metazoa, Chordata, Actinopteri, Cypriniformes, Catostomidae. The record is from RefSeq and is a predicted model, not a curated record. Gene Ontology annotation, molecular function: tubulin binding. The transcript has 5 exons. Gene Ontology annotation, cellular component: cytoplasm; neuron projection. Gene Ontology annotation, biological process: neuron projection development; regulation of microtubule polymerization or depolymerization; microtubule depolymerization.